Zonotrichia leucophrys gambelii is the source of this 2293-nucleotide messenger RNA. RefSeq names its product coiled-coil domain containing 83 (gene CCDC83). The coding region runs from base 225 to 1433 and encodes 402 amino acids. The transcript has 11 exons. NCBI's taxonomy places the organism in Eukaryota, Metazoa, Chordata, Aves, Passeriformes, Passerellidae. The record is from RefSeq and is a predicted model, not a curated record.
GACAUUCAUAGUCCUAGGAGAACAGAAGGAGAGGGAAAGAGAGGCAUGUGAACAAGUGGACUUGAUAAAACAAACAUGAUAAAGAAACAAAGGACUGGAAAAGGAGCAGCUUCUGGUUUGAUUUGCAAGAAUGUAAACGACAACCUGUAGCAAGGGAUGCAAUAAGUAAUGGUGAUAGAGCCCACUGUAUCUACCCAGCACAUUAAGAAAAAAAAACCAAAAAAAUGGAAGAGAGUAAGAAAAAGAAGAAACCAGAAGAGCAAGUUCAAGAGCCUGAAUCUGAUUUACCAGAAUCCUUACUAGAUUAUCACAUUGCGGCAAAACAAACAGCAAUUGCAUGGGUUUUGUUUCAUCUGAAAGGAUUGGAAGAAAAGCUCAAAGAAGAUAUUAAAAAGAAUGUUGCUCUGAAGGAAGAGCAGAAGUUGCUUAUCAGCCGCUUAGUAAGGCAAAUAGAAGAAAAGGAGAACAAACGAGAUGAGAAGGGGAUUGUAACCAGGGAUGAUGUGGAAGAGUCACUGAAAGCAGUUUUCCAAUUUGUGAAGGACAAAGAACAACUUCUUGAAGAUCUGCGCGCCCAAAUUGAAGAAACGAAGAAAAAAAUUGUAGAAAAGCAGCGUGAGAGAGAUUAUUGGUUGGAGUACAAAAAUGUCGGAAGCAAAAUACAUGCUGAGAGGAUUAGCCGUCUGGAAAAAGACAUUGCAGAUGUCAAAUAUGAACUUGAAAAAACUGAAGAAUAUUAUAGCAAAGCUUUGGAAGUUGUGAGAGAGGAAAAUCAGAAAAUGUUUGACAGGCACAUGAAAUUACUCAGUGAAGAAGCUCUUAAGAACGCUGUGGGGUACUUAGACAAGAACUGUCGCAGAGAGAUUGAAGAGAACGAGUGGCUAAAAGAAGAGGUUCAGAUCUACCGAAAGGAAGAAAAGGAUUUGAAAGCUUCUGUCCAGCUCUUGGAAGAAGAAAAUACCAGUUUGGUGGCAAAACUGAUUGAUAUCAAACUUCAGCAUCUAAGAGUAUCAGGGCAGUUGUUUCAUACAAAGGAAACUGGCUUGCAAGAACUUCCUAAGGAUGAAAUGAAAAGGGAAACCAGAAAAUAUGCAGCAAAGACAGAUGGAAAGAGCCUCAGAAGUGCCUUUCCAAAGAUUCGUUCUGAAAGAGAUUAUAAGAAGCCUCCAGACAGUGAUGAAAAAUUGAGGAAAAAAUUCUUCACUCCAUCCCUGGACAGCUUGUUGGAUGAAGAAGAGGAGUUCCAGGCAUACUCAAAACUGGGACCUCUGAAGAGAAAGCUGCUUUUGGUUGGAAAAGCUGUGCUUACUUGUAAGGAAACAGAAGAAAUGCCAAGCGGGAGCCACAGAGAAGGGCGUACUGUUGGUAAAUCAGAUGGGCGUAUCACAGCUAAGAUGAUCCAGGCCUUAUUUAAGGAAAAUGAUGAAAACUAGACAAGCUGUGCUGUUUACACAGAAAUGUAACAUUCUUAGUUCAUUAAAUAUUUGAUCUCUUCUGUGUGGCAUGGGGCUUUGAGGAAACUAUUUUAGAGUGCCUGAAUCAUGAAUAUAAGUUUCAUGAGAGGUAUGUCUGUGUGCAGAGGCUAAUUGAAACGUUCCUUUCCGUACUACUGAGAGAGGUCUUGUGCACUCUCUGGGCUAUUCAGUCCACAUAGCACAUAUAUCUGCUAAAAGGUCUGAGCUAAUAUUUAGUUUGUGUGGUCUCCACUUGCAGAUGUGGAAUUCCUUCUUGAUCAGACAAUGAACAGGUAAAUGCAGGCUGCCAUAAAACACAGAAUUGUUACAAAAUACAUAAUGCUCUUCUAAAGCAGAAUUAAUUUGUGCAAGCAUAACUCAACAAUUGCUAUAAAUGGAGUGUCUGAAUGCUUUUUUAUCUGUCUCCACAAGACCCCCACUUAAAUACACUGAAAUAAAUAUAAAUUAAUUUAAAACCAAUUUAAAACCAGCAUAAAAAUCUCUAAGGUCUGAAAUAUUUUGGCCAAAUAUAUUGUGUAAGCCCUUAUCCUUGGUUUGUGGCUGGUCUCUUUGACCAUUUAUCUCAGUGCAUUGAUGCAGUGGAGGGGCUCCCUCUGGACACCCUCUCAGCAGCACACAACAGAUCCUUCCCACAUGUAGGCUCUGACCCAUGCAUUUCCUCAUUAGAAACUUGUGACAGCAUUGAAUUUUAACCCUUGAGAGGAUAAUCAGCUGUUUGGAAUAAAGCUUUUUAAAAAACUUACUUUUUAAACAACCUGUAUCUCUGUGCAGUAUCUCAGUGUAUCUGUACUUCAGUGCAAGCACUCCUGGUUUUCCAA